This is a messenger RNA of Cuscuta epithymum, 634 nucleotides long. Lineage: Eukaryota; Viridiplantae; Streptophyta; Magnoliopsida; Solanales; Convolvulaceae. The record is from the annotation of a GenBank genome assembly.
AUUUCGACAAACCCCUACCCUACUAACCAUUCUGAAGACUCAUCGGUUAGAGCAUACAUGACAUGAGAAAUAACCAAUUUAAAAACAAUAAAUAGAAUAUUUCUCUCCUUUGAAUGAUCUUACAUCAUUUUGGUAAGUUUUUCUUCACAAUGUUAAGCACAAUGUCUAGAUGUAGACAUUGUGGUUGACAUUGCAGACAAAAACUUACCAAAAACACAUACGACCGUGGAAAGGAGAGAGAAAUGUCAUAAAAUCAAUAUUUUGUGUCUAUAUCUCUCAUACCACAUAUGCACGUGCACAUUGUAGCAUUGGAGAUGCUCUUAGAGAUUCAGACUGAUGGUCUGCAAAACUUUCCAUCUACCGCAUACUCAUCGCUUAGCUUUCGUACUCAUGGAACAUUUGCCGGCCGUGUGAGUGCGGUUGUUCGAUUGUCAGCGUUCGUCGAGCUGUUGAAACAUGAUGUUCACCUCACAACUAUCAUUGUCUGCGGAUUCCACCGCUUCUCCGACCAAAUUCAAAGCUCUAGCGACUACAUCCCAGUCGUUUGGUAUAGAUCUUUUCCUAUUUAUCAUCCUCAAUUUUUGUUCAAAUAUAUCAUUUUCGUGAACAUUUCUUCUGAAAAUAUAUGUUUUUG